Phanerochaete carnosa HHB-10118-sp is the source of this 2118-nucleotide messenger RNA. RefSeq lists its product as uncharacterized. The transcript is spliced from 17 exons. The record is from RefSeq and is a predicted model, not a curated record. Gene Ontology annotation, molecular function: oxidoreductase activity, acting on CH-OH group of donors; flavin adenine dinucleotide binding. Lineage: Eukaryota; Fungi; Basidiomycota; Agaricomycetes; Polyporales; Phanerochaetaceae. Bases 247 to 2118 code for a protein of 623 amino acids.
UCCGUGCCAUUUCCAAACAGACGUCCUCGAAGCUGAUGCAGCCGCUCGGACUAUUUUGAUGUGUGUAAAACGCGUCGCGCAUGAACGUGCUGAACACCCGCAUAGUAGCUAUUUCAUUCUAUAGAUGCGGACGUCACCUGCCUCAGUUCCCAUUGUAUAUAUUCCUACCUUCGCCCGGUAUCACUCCUCCAGUACCCUCGCUCGGUAUUACUCCCUCAGUAGAACAAGUCUGUCCAAAGCAUUACAAUGUCUGCCAAGAUCGGAGACGUCGCCGACAAGUCCUUCGACUAUGUCAUUAUCGGUGGUGGUGCCGCCGGCCUUGUCUUAGCUGCUCGUUUAAGCGAGGACCCAUCCAAGACGGUCUGCGUCUUGGAGGCGGGAGACUCGAACAUCAAUGACCCGGCCAUUCUGACGCCCGCCUCAUACGGAUCCCAUUUCGGAAACAAGCAGUAUGAUUGGAAUUCUGCGACGACAAAGCAGAAGUUCUGUUCUGACAGGGUCUUUCCAUUGGCACAUGGGCGCGGCCUCGGCGGCUCGACUAGCAUCAAUUUUAUGGGAUGGACCAAGCCUUCAGCAGACGAGAUCGACGAUUGGGGACGCCUCGGUAACCCAGGUUGGAACUGGAAGAAUUUCCAGAAGUAUGUGCAAAGGGCCGAACGCUUCGUCGAGCCAGCCACCAAGCUCCGCAAGGACGCCAAUAUACCGCUGAACGAAGGAGACCUUGGCACUAAAGGCUCCGUAGCAAUUUCGUUCCCGAGAACAUUUGCUGAUGUCGAUCCCUUCCUUAUGCAGACUACCAAGAACGCCGGUAUCCCGACCGCACCACGCCCAUACGGCGGCAACCCAAACGGAUGUUACUGGAUGAUCAACUCCCUUGAUCAACAAACCUCGACGCGCUCGUACGCCUGCACAGCGUACUACGUACCUAACCGUGACCGUCCGAACUUGACCGUCCUCACUGGUGCAAAUGUGGCGAGGGUCGUCUCAGACAAGGGCACGGACGGAAUCUUGACCGUCACUGGCGUCGAGUUCCUGCAUGGCGAGAAGGGUCAUGUCGUACAUGUGAACAAGGAAGCGCUAGUCUGUGCUGGGGCGCUGAAGUCUCCGCAAAUUCUUGAGCUAUCAGGCAUCGGUAGCAAGUCCGUGCUCGAAAAAGCGGGGGUCGAGGUCAAGAUCGAUCUUCCCAGCGUGGGUGAGAACAUGCAGGAGCACCUGUUCGGCCCGUGUAUGUGGGAGCUCAAGCCCGAGCACAAGUUCCUCAACUACAGCGAGCUCCAGCACUCCGCGGGGCGCGCGAGGCACGAGGCGCUCUACAAGGACCUCGAGGGUGUGUUCACAAUGGGGAUCGUCAACUGCUCAUUUAAUCCGCUCGAGACAAUCGCCGGCACUCCGCGCGCGCAGGAGAUCUAUGAGCGCGCCCGCGCGCAAGUUGACGCACUCGACGCAGCACGUACGCCGGCCGGCCUACGCGAGCAGUAUGCGAUCCAGCUGGAGCGUCUCCGCCCUGGCGUGCUCCCCGCGGGCCUCGGGUGCGAGACCAUCGGCGUGCCGGGCACCAUGGGCGCGCCUGCCACGGAGGGCCGGUCGUACUUUUCGUUGAUGUACAGCAUGACCCAUCCGUUCUCGCGGGGGCACGUCCAUAUUACGUCGAGCGACCCGAUGGUUGAGCCCGAGAUUGACCCGCAAUACUUUGAGUACGGAAGUGACCUCGACGUGAUCGUGGAGAUCGCCAAGUUCGUGCGCAACAUAGUGCAGCAUGCGCCGUUGAAGGACAUGAUCGAGAAGGAGGUCAUGCCGGGGCCGGCUGUACAGGACGGCGAGCAGUUUAAGGGCACGUUCCCGUUCGCUUUCCCUCGCCACAUUGACAUUGACGUAUGGCACACAGAGUUCGUGAAGACGGCUUGCGGCACAACGUGGCACACAUGCGGCACCUGCUCAAUGACGCCGCGUGACAAGAGCGGCGUCGUCGACCACGAGCUCAAAGUAUACGGCACGAACAACCUCAGGGUCGUCGACCUGUCGAUUGUCCCACUGACCGUUGCCUCACACAUGCAGUCUGUUGCGUACGCGAUAGCUGAGCAAGCGGCAGACAUUAUCAAAGGUACGUUCCGGCCUUAG